Messenger RNA from Plasmodium gallinaceum, 2649 nucleotides. RefSeq names its product kinesin-like protein, putative. The record is from RefSeq and is a predicted model, not a curated record. Lineage: Eukaryota; Apicomplexa; Aconoidasida; Haemosporida; Plasmodiidae. The transcript is spliced from 5 exons. The coding region runs from base 1 to 2649 and encodes 882 amino acids. Gene Ontology annotation, molecular function: ATP binding; ATP hydrolysis activity; microtubule motor activity. Gene Ontology annotation, biological process: microtubule-based movement. Gene Ontology annotation, cellular component: kinesin complex; microtubule.
AUGCAUAAAAGAGCUUACAGUGAGUCAGUAGCUUUAUCAAAACAUUCAUUAAGUAAAAAAAAUGAAAUAAAAAGAAAAAAUGAAAAUGAGUUAAAUAACGAAUUAAAAGAAAAUGAAAACAUUAGAAAAAAUGAAAAAAAUCUAGAAAAUGUAGUGGUUAGAAUUAGAAAAUUAGACAAUAAUGAAAAAUCAACUUUACAUACAGAUCCUAAUGAUAAAACUGCUUUAUAUUUUGAUAAAGAUUUUGAAGUAGAAAAAUAUAAUUUUGAUAUAGUUUUUGAUGAAAAUGAUGAUAAUAAAACUAUUUUUAAUAAAAUUGGUGGUCAUUUUAUAAUUAAUAAUGUAUGUAAUGGAUUUAAAGAAACUAUAAUUACAUAUGGCCAAACAGGUAGUGGAAAAACUUAUACCUUAUUUGGAUCAAAUAAAGAAUAUGGUAUAAUAUACUAUUUUGUUCACUAUUUAUAUAAAUUACAUAAUACAACAACUAAAAGAAAAACAAUUUAUUUAAGCAUAUAUGAAAUAUUAGGGGAUACCUUAAUUGAUCUUAUAUCAAAUUUAAAUGAAAAAAAUAUAGAAUUUUAUACAGAAGAAUACUAUCUUAAAACUAUUAAAUAUUCUUAUAAAGUUGUUAAUAUCAAAAGUUAUGAAAUGGCUAAAAAAAUUAUUGACACUGCUUGUCUUUUAAGAAAUGUUGAGGCUACUUCACAAAACAUGAGAUCAAGUAGAUCUCAUGCAAUUAUUCAAUUUUUUGUAAAUAUUUCUGAAUCAACUUUAAAUAAUGGUGUUGAAACAAUUAAAGAUUAUUAUGGAGUUUUAACUUUGGUUGAUCUAGUUGGAUGUGAAAGAGAAGGAUUUAACAUAAAUAAAAGUGAAAAUAAAAAUGAAAAAUCUUCUAGUAAAACGUUAAAUUCGUCUCUCACUUCUCUCAAUAAGAUGUUGAGAAAAAUGCAAAUGGGUAAUUUAGAUGAGUCAGAUAAAAGACAAAGUGUUUUAUGUAAGGUUCUUUUUAAUUAUAUUCAGAAAACAUGUGGUGUUUGCCUUAUUUUUUGUUUUAAUCCUAAAUUAAGUCAAAAGAAUUUAACAAGUUCAACAUUAAUAAUGGCGAGUGAUUGCAAAAAAAUAAAAAGCAAAAGAAAACAACUGAUUUAUGUAAAAUCUGAAAAUAAAGAGAAUUUUUUUAAAAAAAUAGCAAAUGAUGAUUAUAAUAGUAAUAAUAAUAUUGAUUCGAAAGAUGUUACAUAUAAUGGAAUUUAUGAAGAAAAAAACAGAAAAAACUCUAAUUACAUAAAAAAUAAUAUAAAUAAUAUAAAUAAUACGAAUAUUGAGAAAGGUAAAAAGAUAAAAGAUAAUUGCAACCAUAAUAAUAACUCUUCAUUAUAUCUUAUUUAUGUUAAUGAUGAUAAAAGUCAUAUAAUAGAUAAUUUAAAUAAAAAAAAAAAUGAUGAAAAAUAUACUGUUUUAAGAAAUAUUGUAAAUGAUAUUAUAAAUGAACAAAUAACGAAAGAAGAAGAAAAAAAAAAUAUGAUUGAGCAAUUAAAAGAUUAUAAUACUAAACUGAAAAGUGAAUGUGAAUAUUGGAAAAAAGAGGCAAAUAAUUAUCACACUAAAUUAAAAAUACUAAAUAAAAAUUAUUUAAAAAUUAAUGAAUUCCUUUUUAAUACAUUAAAUGCGAAUUCUGUUAAUAGUUAUAACUCUUCAAAUUUUUGUAAUUUAGCCUCUUUUAAAUGUGAUGAAGAAAUAUAUGAACCACGAAAAAAUCAAAAUGCAGUAAAAAAUGGCAAUUAUAUUUUUCCGAGAAAAAAACAUGAACAUACAGAAAACAUUGAAAAAGAUAAUAUUCUGAAGAAUCAUGAAAAAAGUUCACACAUUUCGUUGAAUUCAAACGAUAUUUCAAAUUCAUACAACUUAUAUAAUUCAAAAAACACAUCAAAAAAAGACAUAAGCAUACACACAAAUUAUAUGAAUUAUAAUGUGAAAAAAAAAAAUAUAACAGAACUUUACCAAGAAAAUGAAAAUAAAUUAGAAAAAAGCAUACCCAAUAUAAAAAACAAUUUAUCCUUUAAUGAAAAAAAAAAUUAUGAGGAAAUGUUAGCAAAUGAAUCAAAUAAUCAAUUAAAAAAUUCUGAUCAAUUUUAUACUCAAGAGUUGAUAAAUUGUACAAAUAACCCCUGUGCUACACAGAAUUACAAAAAAAAAAAUUCCAAAAUUGAUCAAGUCAAGGAAUUUAACGAUAAUAAAGUUGUUAUUUUCACAAAAGCAGCUUCUACUUUUCCAGAUGAACAAGACAGCAACUUUAAGAAUUUUUCAAACAAAAAAAUUACUAAAGCGGAAAGUAAUAUAAAUAUGCAUAUAUCAAAUGAAGAUGAUCUUUUAAAUAAUUUAAAUAAAAAAAAAUUUAUUACUUCAAAUCAAGAAGUAAAUAGAGAUGACUCAGUGAAUAAACCCAUUAUAUCAUCUACAUAUUAUAACAAGAUGAAUACAGAAAAUUAUAAUAAAAAAUAUUCAGAAAAAAAAGAUACAAAAAAAAAUAUAAUGAGCUUCAUAUCAAAUAAUGAUUAUAAAAAUUUAAAUAACAUUACAGUUGAUUCGCUAGCCACUAAAAUAAAAAACAGAAUGUUAAAAUCAAGAAGUUUGUCAGUUGCUCGUUAA